Molecule: messenger RNA, 1569 nt
Organism: Cutaneotrichosporon oleaginosum
Lineage: Eukaryota; Fungi; Basidiomycota; Tremellomycetes; Trichosporonales; Trichosporonaceae
Biological process (GO): chromatin remodeling; regulation of transcription by RNA polymerase II
Cellular component (GO): SWI/SNF complex; NuA4 histone acetyltransferase complex
Molecular function (GO): chromatin binding
Source: RefSeq, a predicted model, not a curated record
UUCGCGUUCGAUACUCCCAACUCGCACUCUUCCAUCCACAUCCGCAUCACAUCCGCCCCCGCGCUGCAUCUCUCGGCUCGAAAAUGGUAUACAAUGGAGACGAGGUGUCGGCUGUCGUCGUCGACUUCGGUUCGCACACUACGCGCGCAGGCUUCGCCGGCGAGGAUGGGCCACGUGUAGUGACGCCGUCGUUCUACGGGUUCCGGGACGAGGAGGAGGGCGAGCCCCCUGCGACAAACGGCGAUGGUGACGACCCGAUGGAGGGCGACGCCGAGAAGAAGAUGGGCAAGAGGAAGUACUUCUUCGGCGACGACGGCGUGGGUGUCUGGCGCAAGGACAUGGAGGUUGGGAGCUUCAUGGUGGAUGGCAUCGUUAAUGAUAGCGAAGCCGCGGGGCAAAUGCUGUCCUAUGUCCUGCGGAAGCGGAUGGGCGUCGACCCGACUGAGCACCCGCUCAUGCUGACCGAGCCUGCAUGGAACACGCCUGCUGCGCGUGAGAUGCUCGCACAGCUUGCAUUCGAAGGUGAGGGCGUCCCAGCCCUCUACUUCGGCUCGGCUGGUGUCCUCUCGGCCUUCGCGGCGGGCAAGCCAACUGCGCUCGUCCUCGACGUUGGAUACGCCAACUCUUCCACUGUUCCUGUUGUGGAUGGUUACGCGCUGCGCGCGGGUACGAUGCGCCAGCCGCUGGCAUCGAGCCUCAUCCUUGCUCAGCUUCAGCACCACUUCCAGACACCGACACCAACGCGUUCUUUCCCCCUCUCUCUGCUCCCUCGCCAGCUUAUCGCUAAGCGCGACACCUCGGUGGAGCCCGGAACGGAGCCGCACCCCGGCCUUCGUGAGGAUCGGGCGGCGGGUACGACUGCGUCGUGGCGCGCGUGGGCCGAGCAGGGCGUCGUGGAGAACUGGAAGGAGGCGUGCUCUGAGCUCGUCAGCGCCCGCGGCUUCGAUAUCCGAUCCGCUACCAACCUCCCCCAAGUCCUGUACGAAUUCCCAGACGGGUACCAGCAGUACUUUGGCGAGGAGCGGUAUCGCUUCACUGAAAUGCUCUACGACCCUAAGAACUACUUUGACCAGUCGUACGAGCCGCCGGCGCUGCUGCGCGCUACACCGUCGGGCGACCACUCACAUUCGCUCAAGGACGCUGUGCCGCUUUCGCAGCUUGUGCAUGACAGCAUCAUGGCGUGUGAUGUGGACGUGCGCGGUGCCCUGUUGCAGAACAUCGUCGUUGUCGGCAACACCAGCUUGACGCGUGGUCUGACUGAGCGCCUGGAUGUCGAACUGGCCAGCCUCUUGCCCAGUCAAAAAAUUAAGAUACACUCGCCCUCAAUUCCGUACGAGCGCAAGUACUCGGCCUGGCUUGGCGGAUCUGUGCUCGCCUCGCUCGGCACGUUCCACCAGCUCUGGGUGACCAAGGACGAGUACGAGGAGCACGGCAUGAACAUUGUGCACCAGCGGUGCAAGUGAGCUGUGGUAGUGGUAUGUGUAUUCCUAUUCUGUAGACGGUAGAUGCAAGGUAGUGCUAGGCAAGAUACGUUGCGUCCGAGCCAUCGUAUGGAUCCCAACAAGUUUC